UGUCUAUUUUUAUAAGAGUUUACGACUUUUCUAAAACUUUUGUAAACAAAGGAACUUUUUUAAAAAAAGACGUCUUGAAUAUAUAUUUAAUCCAAAGAAGAAGAAUCUCGGGCAAUUGGGUUGUUUCUUUUUUCUUUCUUUUUUUUUUUUCUUUUUGGUUUUUGGCUCCGUUUCUAAGGUGUUUUUUUUUUACCCCCCUCUUGACUUUGGGGUUCGGAUACCCCAGCUGCUUCGGGCACCCGAGGACCUUCUGGGCCCCACAUUAAUGAGGCAGCCACCUGGCGAGUCUGACAUGGCUGUCAGCGACGCGCUGCUCCCGUCCUUCUCCACGUUCGCGUCCGGCCCGGCGGGAAGGGAGAAGACACUGCGUCCAGCAGGUGCCCCGAAUAACCGCUGGCGGGAGGAGCUCUCCCACAUGAAGCGACUUCCCCCGGUGCUUCCCGGUCGCCCCUACGACCUGGCGGCGGCGACCGUGGCCCCAGACCUGGAGAGUGGCGGAGCCAGCGCUGCGUGCGGUGGUAGCAACCCGGCCCUUCUACCCCGAAGGGAGGCGGAGGAGUUCAACGAUCUCCUGGACCUAGACUUUAUUCUCUCCAACUCAUUGUCCCACCAGGAGUCGGUGGCCGCCACCGUGUCCUCGUCGGCGUCAGUCUCAUCCUCUUCAUCCCCAUCGAGUAGCGGCCCUGCCAGCGCGCCCUCCACCUGCAGCUUCAGUUAUCCGAUCCGGGCCGGGGGUGACCCGGGUGUGACGCCAGGCGGCACCAGCGGCGGCCUCCUCUAUGGCCGGGAGUCAGCGCCGCCUCCCACGGCUCCCUUCAACCUGGCGGACAUCAACGAUGUGAGCCCUUCGGGCGGCUUUGUGGCGGAGCUCCUGCGACCCGAAUUGGACCCAGUAUACAUUCCGCCGCAGCAACCGCAGCCGCCAGGUGGCGGGCUGAUGGGCAAGUUUGUGCUGAAGGCAUCGCUGAGCGCCCCUGGCAGCGAGUACAGCAGCCCGUCGGUCAUCAGUGUUAGCAAAGGCAGCCCUGAUGGCAGCCACCCGGUGGUGGUAGCGCCCUACAGCAGUGGGCCGCCUCGCAUGUGCCCCAAGAUCAAGCAGGAGGCGGUUUCCUCGUGCACAGUCGGUCGACCCCUAGAGGCCCACUUGGGCGCUGGACCCCCGCUCAGCAAUGGGCACCGGCCUAGCGCGCAUGACUUCUCCCUGGGGCGGCAGCUCCCCAGCAGGACUACCCUGACCCUGAGUCCCGAGGAACUGCUGAGCAACCGGGACUGUCACUCUGCCUUGACACUUCCCCCAGGAUUCCAUCCCCAUCCGGGACCGAACUAUCCACCCUUCCUGUCCGACCAGAUGCAGCCACAGGUCCCACCGCUCCACUACCAAGAGCUCAUGCCACCUGGUUCCUGCCUGCCAGAGGAACCCAAGCCAAAGAGGGGAAGAAAGUCUUGGCCCCGGAAAAGGACCGCCACUCACACUUGCGAUUAUGCCGGCUGCGGCAAAACCUAUACAAAGAGUUCUCAUCUCAAGGCACACCUGCGAACCCACACAGGUGAGAAACCUUACCACUGUGACUGGGAUGGCUGCGGGUGGAAAUUUGCCCGCUCUGAUGAACUGACCAGGCACUACCGCAAACACACCGGGCACCGCCCGUUCCAGUGCCAGAAGUGCGACCGGGCCUUUUCCAGGUCGGACCACCUGGCCUUACACAUGAAGAGGCACUUUUAAAUCCCAAAUAGUGGAUAUGACCCACACUGCCAGAAGAGAAUUCAGUAUUUUUUUUUUAACCUUUCACACCUGUCUUCCCACGGGGGGAGGAGCCCAGCUGACAAGCACUACAAUCUUGGUCAAGUUCCCCAGGAGUCAGCUUGUGAAGGAACGGAUGAUCAGUAGAAAGGAGGAAUGAAAAAGACAAAUCAAAGAACUGACGGGGUCUGUGACUGGAUCUUCUAUCAUUCCAAUUCUCAAUCCAACUUGAACAUGCCUGGACUUACAGAAUGCCAAGGGGUGACUGGAAGUUUGGAUAUCAGGGUAUAAAUUAGAUCCGAGAGUUGUGGGUGGGGGGAGGGAAGACCAGAAUUCCCUUGAAUUGUGUUUCCAUGCAAUAUUAAGCAUAAAGAUCACCUUGUAUUCUCUUUGCCUUCUAAAAGCCAUUAUUAUGAUGUUAGAAGAAGAGGAAGAAAUUCAGGUACAGAAAAAUGUGUUUUUUAAUAGCCUACGCGAUGGUGCUUGGUGAGUCUUGGUUCUAAAGGUACCAAAUGAGGAAGCCAAAGUUCUCAAACUGCUGCAUACUUUGACAAGGAAAAUCUAUUUUUGUCUUCCGAUCUACAUGUAUGACCUAAGUCAGGUAAAUACGCCUGGUUUACUUCUUUUACAUUUUUUAUGCAGACAGUCUGUUAUGCACUGUGGUUUCAGAUGUGCAAUAAUUUGUACAAUGGUUUAUUCCCAAGUAUGCCUUAAGCAGAACAAAUGUGUUUUUUUCUAUAUAGUUCCUUGCCUUAAUAAAUACGUAAUAUAAAUUUAAGCAAACUUCUAUUUUGUAUAUUUGUAAACUACAAAGUAAAAAAAAUGAACAUUUUGUGGAGUUUGUAUUUUGCAUACUCAAGGUGAGAAUUAAGUUUUAAAUAAACCUAUAAUAU
This is a messenger RNA of Marmota monax (woodchuck), 2634 nucleotides long. RefSeq names its product Krueppel-like factor 4. The record is from RefSeq and is a predicted model, not a curated record. Gene Ontology annotation, molecular function: DNA-binding transcription factor activity, RNA polymerase II-specific; RNA polymerase II cis-regulatory region sequence-specific DNA binding. Bases 266 to 1723 code for a protein of 485 amino acids. The transcript has a single exon. Lineage: Eukaryota; Metazoa; Chordata; Mammalia; Rodentia; Sciuridae. Gene Ontology annotation, biological process: regulation of transcription by RNA polymerase II.